AGAUUAAAAAACGCUAUUUUUUUUUCGUUGGCGUUCUCAUGCGGACCUGAUUUUCCAGCGUUUGUCUUCUUAGGGCUUCCGUAGAUCUCCGACAUAUUGUUUGUGAGCAGCAGUUUGCUGAGGGAGCGAAGCUUCUGUCCUUAAGGUUCUUUACAGGCCGACAGCAGACACCUCCGGUGGAGACAGCGAGAUGGAGCCGUCAGCAAGUCCUGCGAAGGAUAACUACAGGAUGAACCGCUACAAAAACAAAGCACUUAAUCUAGAGGAGAUGCGCCGGAGAAGAGAAGAGGAGGGCAUUCAGUUGAGAAAACAGAAAAGAGAACAGCAACUGUUCAAGAGGAGAAAUGUGGAGCUGCUGAAUGAGGAAGGGGGCAUGUUUGACAGCCCACUUAUGGACUCCUAUGUCAGCUCAACCACACUGCAAGAAGGAGUCAUUACAAGAGACAUGGUGGAAAUGCUCUUCUCAGAUCAUCCUGAAUUUCAGCUGGCAACAACACAGAAAUUCAGAAAAUUACUGUCCAAAGAACCAAACCCACCCAUUGAUGAGGUCAUCAACACACAAGGAGUCGUACAUAGAUUUGUAGAGUUUCUUGAGAAAAGCACUGAUAGCACAUUACAGUUUGAGGCAGCAUGGGCACUGACCAACAUCGCGUCUGGGACGUCCCAGCAAACAAAGUAUGUGAUCGAGGCAGGCGCUGUCCCAGUGUUUAUCCAGCUCCUCAACUCUGAAUUUGAAGACGUCCAAGAACAGGCUGUAUGGGCACUUGGCAAUAUUGCUGGAGACAGUGCCGUAUGCAGAGACUUUGUCCUGAACUGCAAUAUCCUUCCACCACUAUUAAUGCUGCUGACCAAAUCGACUCGUCUCACAAUGACUAGGAAUGCUGUGUGGGCCCUGUCUAACUUAUGCAGAGGGAAAAGUCCACCUCCUGAAUUUGAAAAGGUGUCCCCAUGCCUGCCAGUGCUGUCCCGUCUUCUGUUCAGCAGCGAUUCUGACCUCCUGGCCGACGCAUGCUGGGCCCUGUCCUACCUCUCAGAUGGGCCGAAUGAAAAAAUUCAGGCUGUGAUUGAUUCUGGGGUCUGCAGAAGGCUGGUGGAGCUUCUCAUGCACUCUGAUUAUAAAGUGGCUUCUCCAGCGCUGAGGGCCGUGGGAAACAUAGUCACUGGAGAUGAUAUUCAGACACAGGUGGUGCUGAACUGCUCAGCACUUCCCUGUCUCCUGCACCUGCUCAGCAGUGCCAAGGAGUCCAUCAGGAAGGAGGCCUGCUGGACCAUCUCCAACAUCACAGCAGGAAACCGAGCACAGAUACAGACUGUAAUAGACGCAAACAUCUUCCCUGUUCUGAUUGAAGUCCUUCAGAAAGCAGAAUUCCGUACCAGGAAAGAGGCAGCAUGGGCCAUCACUAAUGCAACAUCAGGAGGCACACCUGAGCAGAUCCGGUAUCUGGUGAAUCUGGGCUGCAUUAAGCCCUUGUGUGAUCUGUUGACAGUGAUGGACUCUAAGAUUGUGCAGGUAGCUCUGAAUGGACUGGAGAAUAUUCUGAGACUUGGCGAACAGGAGGCCAGACAGAAUGGAAGUGGAAUCAACCCAUACUGCAGUCUCAUAGAGGAGGCCUAUGGCUUGGACAAGAUUGAGUUCCUUCAGAGCCACGAGAAUCAGGAGAUCUACCAGAAAGCAUUUGAUCUCAUCGAGCACUACUUUGGUGUAGAGGAGGAGGAUGCUACUCUGGCACCACAGGUGGAUGAGAACCAGCAGCAGUAUCUUUUCCCCCAGCAGGAGGCCCCUAUGGAGGGUUUUCAGCUCUAAUCAGCUUUCCAACACUUUCCUAAUCCUCCCCUAGAGCAUCUGUACCCUUCCUGUCCCCAUACCCGUUCUGCAGACUGAAUAAAAUCUGCUCACAGCUCAGCCAGUCACGCCUGACUGUCGCCUGAGCUGAUUCAUCUAGACGCGUUGAGAGAAAGCGGGCUUCCUGCAGAAGGACAUUGCCGCUGUUGUCACACAUGCAAGACUUCAGGAAGUGGAGUUGUGUUUUGUUUUAUUUCAUCUUAAUUUUCACCGUUUGAAUAGUGUGGUUAAAAAACGGAUCCCCCAGGAAAAAGUUGAGAGGAUGAACUUUUUUUUUUUUUUUCUUCAUCUUUCUUUCAUACUUUUAUUUCCUUUAUUUUUUUCUAACAAAAAAAAUCUUCACUGGGUGUGCAUUCCCAACCUGGUUAAUUUGUCCUUGUUAGAGUUUCAUUUACCACAGUAGCUGAAUAUACAAAGUCAGUUAACAUGCCAUUCGUAAAAUUAGUAGUAAUAAAACUUGUUGGUUGUUUAGUAAGCCAUGCUUAUUAGAGAUGGCUAUUACUGUUAGUGCUAUUACUGGAGGUUGUGCUAGUCAUUGAAAAAGUACACCCCUUUUCAGAGGCUUUAUAGAACUUUUUUUUUUCUUUAGGGCUAGUUCUUUUUUUUUUCAGUACUACACUUUUUGGAAGAAUCUGGUUGUGCAUGAAUAAUACAUGAGACGAGGUGGGGAAGUUUAAUAUCCAGGCUAGUGGCAGUUCAGAGGCAGAAUAAUUAAUUAGUCGUCCAAUGUUUGUGGUUUGUGGUGUUAUGACUAGUUUUGAACACACUGUGAUUUAAUUAUUACAUGCGAGAUUUAAGAUUAGCACACAGCUGAGGGCUGAGGUUUUCACAAAAUUAGAACACCAGAGCUUGGUAGAACUUAAUUCUGCGUUCACUUGAUUUGAGUUUUGGGUUUGUCUUUGUUGGAAUAUAGAUUUUCUUGAUUGCAGCAUAGCUGGUGCAGGUCAGGUGUUGUGGUCUUGGUUUGGACAGCCCUCGGUUUGUGCAUGUUAGGCUUUUGCAUGGUUUUAUUAUUGUCAGCAGUUUUUAUGUGUCCCUUGCCAGAUCUACACUCAAUCACUGCUUUCACAGAAUUACGCUGAUUAGCUAAUCAGCUGCUAAAGUGUUUUUUUUUUUUUUUUUUUUUUUUUUUUUGCACAAGCUGGAAAAUAGCAAGAAGCACAGAAGACACUGGUCAGCUUUCAAAAUACCCCUUAAUGAUUAAUUGUGUUUUGUUUAUGGUUACACAUAUGAGCAAUAAUACAAUUCUAAAAGAUAUGGCAAGGGAUACACGUAUAAAUCAUGACUAACCUAACAAGAUAUUAACAUAUAUAAGGAAAAAAAAAAUAAUAUAUGUAUUUGAAUAUUAUGCUAUAUACUUGCACAACACCUUUUGCACACAUGCAAACAAACAGCAUGCAUUUUACACACCAUACACAGAUAAAACAUAAACACGGGGGACAAUGGCUUCCAUAAUUUCUGACUGAACACUUCUUCUGCACCUUCCCCCUCCCACUAUUCUAGUUUUCUGUAUCAAGAGUCCUUUAAAUCACAUCACUAAUCCCAGUCCCAACGGGAAAUUUCACAGAUCCUUUAGAAGUUUCACCAAGAUUCAAUCAGUGAAAUCUAGACAAAGCCAUUUAGAGUGGAUAUUAUUAAUGUUAUUGUUAUUAUUAUUAAUAUUAUUACAGUGGUGGUGAUGGGAUCAAUGGAAUUCAAUGUUCACAACCCAAAUAUAGCCAUUUUAUUUACUAUCCAAAGCCACCAGUGAACCUAUAUGUGCCUUCUGAGUUUUAUAUGUGAUGAUGAUAAAAUCGUCAUGAUGGUGAAAUGGCUUCAACCUCAAUGCUCUUCAUGUAUCAAAGUGCUUUUAAAUCUGGGCCUUGAAACUAGUUUUAGAUCCUGAACCUAAUUCAAGGUCCAGAUAUGAAGAUCUAUAAUGUACAUAAUUAUCUGCUAUAAAGUAGUGUAAAAACUGUCAGAAAACCUACUUGUUUCUACAUUCAUUAUCAAUUUUAUUAGCUCCACUGACCAGGAGCAUUUUGUUGUUUUAGAAUAACUGUUUCUCUGCAUACUUUACUAUUCUUCUUUCACUCUGUUCUACAGGACCACUACAGAGCAGCUAUUAAUUUGGGUGGUGGAUCAUUCUCAGCACUGCAAUCAUGUUGACUUGGUGAUGAUGUUAGUAUUUGUUGUACUGGUACAAGUAGAUCAGACACAGCAGUACUGCUGGAGUUAUUAAACAGUGUCCAAACACUUACUGUCCACUCUAUUGUACACUCCUGUCUGCUCCACACUGUAGUUGUAAGGUUACAGAAAAAUACUCUGAACCUUUUGCUGCACAUCUUGUGUUGGUUAACCAGUAGUUAAAGAAUGCUGCCCACAGUGGAUAUUGGCUGGAUAUGUCUGGUUGGUGGACUAUAUUCAGUCCAGCAGGCAUAUUGAGGUGUUUAAAAACUCCAGCAGCACUGCUGUAUCUGAUCCAGUAACACCAGAAUAACACACACCACCACCAUGUCAGUGUCGCUGCAGUGCUAAGAAUGACAAAUAUGGGGGGGGGGGUUCCUGACCAUUGAAGAACAGGGUGAAAGAAGGGUAAUAAAGUGUACAGAGAUACAGAUGGACUACACAGUUUGUCAAGUGUUUUUAUGGUCAGUGUAGCUGAUUUAAAAAGAAAUGUGAUUUUUUUUUCCCCCCAUCACCACCACUGUGACUCAACCCUUUUAGCAUUUUCUCAGUAGCUAACAACUCGUCCACUUUAAAAAGAAUAAUAAAAAAUUGUGUUCAUUUUCUCAUCAUUUCUUUACAGGAACUGCUUGCAAACUAAUUUACCUCUUGAUCAAGGAAGUAUAAAACUGUGAGCUUGAGAGAGUUUGUAAUUUUCUUGUUAUUAUGGAAGCAUUGUUUUCUCCUACCUCUACACCACACUGACUUUUGGGUGCUUCAAUGAGUGUUUUUUUUUUUUUUUUUGUACAGAAGGGUCAAAAGGUCUGGAUGAGUAAUAGGACAGUGACUGACAGGUGAUGUGUGAAGCAAGGGAAAGGACUUUCGAAGCUGUGUGUUCAGAUCAUAUUAUAUCUUGUGUUGCUUCAACUGUUGGCGGUGAAGCUCGUUAUAGUACGUUUUGUUGCUGGUUGCAGUUCUGUGUUUCUCAUGCACAUUUUAGUCUAGUGCAUGAUCAACAUUUGAAGAUGGUGUACUGCUACUUUUUGUGAGCAUUUUGGUCUAAGAUUUUGAAUCUUUUGACCUGAUUAUCUUAGUAUUGCAGCUGCUGCAGGGGAAUCUCUAUAGUAUUUAAUACUGUGUUGUGUUUUUUUUCCCCCAAAUCUAAAAAAAAAUGUGGUCAUGGACCAGAGUGGAUUAUUACAAAAGCAAAAAUUGAUUGAUUUAUUAUUUUCGUCAGACAUUAGAUUCCUUUCCAUUUUCUCUGGUAAAGGAUAUAAUUCUAUAGAUGAGAAACUAUGGUUCUCUUAAGCAGAAUUGUGGAUGUAGACACUUUUUAUCAGUUCAGUGCAAGUGUACUGCAUUUGAUAUAGUUACAGUAUUUUAUAUGUAUAAAACCUGUUGCGAUUCAGCUCUGCUGUUGCAGUCUAUGAUGUUUUCUGCUAUUUGGUGCAUGACAAUGUCCUCUGUUUACUGUAGCAUUGGGUUUCUCAGUGUUUAUAGAAGUUGCUCUUUUGUACACUAUAUAGAGAAUGAUUUGCAGUUUUAUUGCAGUUAAGAUUAUAGCAUUUAAGUAUUGGAGUAAGAGGAGCGAUGCUCAAUCUGCCGAGUCCUGUACAGAAACAUUUAGUUGGCAUGAAUUACCUGAUCAGCUAAAGCAGCCAGAAACCAUUGUUUUAGAUCACAACAGGAGAUGCUAGGCUAAUUCAUGACCAAAAACUUUGCUGUCAUGGUUUAAGAACAAAGUUGUGUGGCUCUAUCCUCAGAGCUUAAAUGUUAAUAUAAUUAACAUGUUAAAUGUUAAUAUGUUAACAUAAUGUCUAAUCAUGCAGUUUUGCACAACAAGUAAAGAAGAAAAAGUUUGCCAAAAUAUUUGAUUUUUUUUAAAGCAUGCCAUCUGGCAUGUUUUUACAGAGAUUAGAUGGACCUGGUGAAAUUUUAGGUUCACUUUUUGUUACCAACUUUAGCUUAGCACCUCCUGCUCUAAACUAAGGAAUCGAAAGGCUGUCAACAAACAGGACUUAGUUUCCCAAAAGCAUCUUAGCAUUAAAAACAUCUUAACAUGGACACAGAGAGAGAGACAGAGAGAGAGAGAGAGCUCGGGGUAAAGCUUGCUCGGCCAAUUAAGAAUAAACUUUGUGCUAUGAACCUUUUGGGAAACCCUGGAUCUUUACUGAUCUGCAUAUUCUGUUUGUGAUGAAUCAUAUAUAUUUGAUAAUUUGCCAAAUUAUCCAUUUAAUGUUGGAGGUGUUUACCUUUUCUAAAGUUGUUAGGAAUACCUUUUUAAAAAAGCCUUGGUGUAGAACAGUAGCAAUGCCUGGCUUCUAUAUUAUUAGCUAAAUUGUGGCAGUCCUAUAAGAAUGAGGUGGUAGGAUAUUUUAGUGUUUUGAGUUCCUUGUCACUUUAACCAAGAUAGCAAUCUAUUUAAAACAUCAGCUGCCCUUUUAAAUAGUUUGAUUGUGUAAAGAAUAGCCAAAGUGAAAACAUUUAUUUGGAAUCAAAUCUUGCUCGAUUUAGCAUUUUACAGGCCAAAAUUAAGGCUGUUUUUCUAAUAGAAAGUGAUCAUUUGAAAUAUGCAUGGCUUUGUUAGAAUCGAAAAAAAUAUAUAGAAGUUAAUGUGAUUUAAUGAUUGAAAAAUCAUUCAAUUUAGAGGAAUUGCUGACUGGAAAAAUGUUGCUGGAUAUUACACCCUCAGCCCAAACAGCAUGCUCAAAAUCUAGAUGUCCAUCCAACAUACUAGUAUUCUCCUCAUAAUAAAUAAAUAAAUUAAAAAUAUAUCAGUUUUUGACCAUUUUAUUUAAAAAUACAGUGGCUAACUAGACUUUAGAGACUUUAAGGUGCCCUUAAAGGGAAUAGUCAGAGAUCAGAGCAAUCAGCAAUGCUGCAGCUACCUGUACCUGCUUAUCCGUGCACAUCAAAGAGGAAUAAAUAGGAUUAUAAUUAACAGGGAGGAAUGGGGGAGGCAGUGUAUACACUAUUUCUCAUGUUUCUCAUGGGGAAAUAUCAGGUGCAGUAAUAAUAAAAAAAAAAAAAAAGAAUUAACUAAUUUAAAAUGAAAAUGCACUCCUUUUCACAAAAGUGCCAAUCAGACCAACAAAGACUGGAGGUUGAUGCAUAUCAACAUGUCUAAUUUUGUAUUUGUUAUUUUUUCCUUCCUUUUUUUUCUUUUUUUUCCCAGACUUUGUUUAUUUACUUGAAUGUGCACGCGUUUGUGCAAAUGUUGCUGCUCUAUUUUCAUAUCUUAUAUUAAUCAGAGGUUACAUUAUCUGCACAGUUUCUGUAGACAUGUGGCAGUCUGCUAUUUGUACACCAAAUUGGUAAACUGAAUCAAAAAUAGAAAUUGAAAUGUAAAGCUAAUUUAUUAUGCUGGACUAAUUUACAUUGGUUUGUUUGCUUGGAUUGAUUGUGUCUCCUUUUGGAAAAUGUACCUUUCUUUCACAGUGGCACAGAAGAGCCAAGAAAGAUACCAGCUGUCAUCGAUAUUGUACACGUUCUUUUCUGUUCGUUCAAGGACUUUCAGUGUUUUUGAUGUUGCUUGUAUUUAUACAAUCUCAGUUAGAAGUUUCACUGAGUGUGGAGACCCAAUUGACUGUCCCAAAUCUGACUUCCUCUUGGCUUUACUUGCAGCAAAACUGGUUGCAGCUCUAUGAGAGUCUUUUACCAUUGCAAAUGAAGAAAAUGUGCAGUAAAGCUUCAGAGAAGAAGGCCAGGAACCACAGUCACCUGCGCCACUUUAAAUCUGCCAUAUCCAGGGAUGUAUAACGCUUUACUUCAGGUUGUGCUCACUGAAGGACAUCCUUUAGAGAGAUUAACAAAUCAGGGCUUCAUGAAUCUGAAAUUAACAGACCUAUUCUUAUUGUUGUUAUUAUUGGCAGAAUUUACUAAAGGAAUAGUUCACACACUGUCCCUGAUUAACAAUGACUUCCAAGAAGUGCAAAAAAAAAAAAAGAUAAAAGGCCACACAUGUACAGUUAAAUUGAGUCUUUCUGGUCUUCCGUCCUAGAUCUUGUAGAUGUUUAUACCUUGAGACUUUUUGUCUCCUCCAAAUCCAAAGCCAGUGCGUAAUGCUUGGCUGUGUGUCGUUAAAAAAAAUAGAAAAAGAAAAGAAAAAAGCUAACUUGUUUACAAUAUGUUUAUUUCAGUUAUUUUUUUUUUAUUUCCUACUUUCUGUUUAGUCUCACCCUGGUUGGUUAUUGUGUCCUGGUCCUGUGAUUUUGUUUCUUUUUAAUUGUAUUUCUCUCCUUCUUUUGCCAACAAUUAACCAUCGUAUACUGUGACUGACUUGACUUUACCGACGGUAUGAAUGAGUGACUAGAAACAGAUACACAAACUGAACAUGUCACACGAAAACAUAAACAUGUACAUUAACAUUACUGAACAAAUGUUUUAAAGAGGUAUAAAAGGUUUGUCCAGAAUGCAAAUAACAUGCAAAAAAUAAAAACGGCGAUUAUAAAGAAAA
This is a messenger RNA of Astyanax mexicanus (Mexican tetra), 8444 nucleotides long. It is a transcript of the gene kpna6, whose product is annotated as karyopherin alpha 6 (importin alpha 7). Bases 191 to 1804 code for a protein of 537 amino acids. Gene Ontology annotation, biological process: NLS-bearing protein import into nucleus. The record is from RefSeq and is a predicted model, not a curated record. Gene Ontology annotation, cellular component: nucleoplasm; cytoplasm; nucleus. Gene Ontology annotation, molecular function: protein binding; nuclear import signal receptor activity. Lineage: Eukaryota; Metazoa; Chordata; Actinopteri; Characiformes; Acestrorhamphidae. The transcript has 14 exons.